AUGAACGCUCGUCCACACAAGCAAUCCAUGUCUGAGCUCAAGCUUCGCAGACUGACGGAGCACAACCAACGGCUGCGUGAAGAUUUGGCCAGGCCGCGUGUGCGAGUCAGUGAAGCGUCUGCCAGGUACCGUCUGUUUGGGGACCAGUGGGCAAAGGCGAAGAUCCUUAUGCUCCUCCAGCGCAGGGAUGCAAUUGCACGAUAA
Messenger RNA from Pleurotus ostreatus (oyster mushroom), 204 nucleotides. RefSeq lists its product as uncharacterized. The transcript has 3 exons. The record is from RefSeq and is a predicted model, not a curated record. Lineage: Eukaryota; Fungi; Basidiomycota; Agaricomycetes; Agaricales; Pleurotaceae. The coding region runs from base 1 to 204 and encodes 67 amino acids. Gene Ontology annotation, biological process: G protein-coupled receptor signaling pathway.